AUCUUCAAAGUUUUCUGGAGUGAGCCACGGGGCAAGUGCAUCCCAUCGAUAUCAGGUUGCGAGAAGACUAUUUCGGACCUUGAGCACUUUUUUCUUACGGGAUUCAAACGCUUCAUUGUAUUUUCUAAUGGCGAAAGACAGUGUACAGCUAUACCUAUUCUUACUUAUGAAAGCAUGGCCUGCACUAAAAAAGGCGUCCAGGCCAGAAGCCAUGGUGUUAUCCAUGAUGAUCGAAAGAGGCCUCGACUGCUUAAGUCUGAACCAACUCUUGGAUAUAGGCCAGUUAGAGCAGUGAUGUCGGAAACGAGUGAGACUCUAUCAACAGAGUCACGCCUUAACUACUCUAAGCAUACAAUCAUUGAGUAUAACGCUCUCACUUAUUUUAUUGGGUUUAUUCACCCAGAUGAUUGGAAGAUCUUUAAAAGAGCUGUCUCCCAUUGUGUAAAACAACAAAGUAGGUACUAUAAAUAG
This is a messenger RNA of Clonostachys solani, 471 nucleotides long. Lineage: Eukaryota; Fungi; Ascomycota; Sordariomycetes; Hypocreales; Bionectriaceae. The record is from the annotation of a GenBank genome assembly.